Belonocnema kinseyi is the source of this 1924-nucleotide messenger RNA. Its product is annotated as succinate--hydroxymethylglutarate CoA-transferase. Lineage: Eukaryota; Metazoa; Arthropoda; Insecta; Hymenoptera; Cynipidae. The transcript has 3 exons. Gene Ontology annotation, molecular function: catalytic activity. Bases 198 to 1484 code for a protein of 428 amino acids. The record is from RefSeq and is a predicted model, not a curated record.
AUGACAAAUGAUUUAUGUUUUUAUCAGUAAGUAUGUGUACCUUGCUCGGAAAGUAAACAACUUUUAGAGACAGUGUCUGGAUCGUAGUCUUCAUGUAACUUUCAGACUGACAUUAUUCCUCGUGAUUAUUUACAUCACAAUCACGAAAAAUAAACAAGUAAAAUCAGUGUGGAAUCAUUGAAUUUUAAUCUUUUAUAAUGAUCAAGCCUUCAUUCACUGCAUUUCCGAUCCAAACUUUGAGGUUUGUGUAUCGAUCUCAAUCAGCGAGACAAACAAGUUUUUAUUCGACAAAUGAAUUUAAAUCUCCCUUAGCUGGAAUUAGGGUCAUUGAUUUGACAAGAAUUGUAGCUGGGCCUUAUUGCACAAUGAUUCUUGGUGAUUUGGGUGCCGAGAUUUUAAAAAUUGAAGAACCUGGUGUUGGAGAUCAAGCGAGAAAGUGGGGACCAUUUUUUGGAGAUUCGAAAAAAGCUUCCGCGUAUUUCGUCAGCUUGAAUCGCAAUAAGAAAAGUGUUUGUAUUGAUCUGAAAAGGGGGAGGGAUAUUAUUUAUGAUUUAGCGCGAAAAUCUGAUGUGUUGAUGGAAAAUUAUGUGCCUGGAAAAUUAUCACAGUAUGGAUUAAGUUUUGAAGAUAUCCAUAAAGUUGCUCCGCAUUUAAUUUAUUGCUCGUUGACUGGAUACGGAUACGAUGGUCCUUAUAUGAACAGGCCAGGUUACGACGUAAUCGCAUCGUCCUUAGGUGGACUUUUACACAUCACAGGGGCAAAAGAUGGUCCCCCCUGUAGACCAGGUACGGCUUUAAUAGAUAUUUCUACCGGUCUGUACGCCCAUGGUGCCAUAAUGGCAGCCCUGCUUCAAAGAACGAAAACGAAGAAAGGCCAAUGGAUUCAGUGUAAUCUUUUAUCCACUCAACUUGCCAAUUUGAUAAACGUCGGAUCCGCUUAUCUAAAUGCGAAUCAAGAAGCCAGAAAGUUGGGUUCUGCUUUAGAAAGCAUUGUUCCUUAUGAAUCUUUUCAAACAAAGGAUGGAUGGUUCACUGUAGGAGCAGGAAGUGAUGAACAAUUUUUUGAUUUAGUGAAAAAAAUGAAUAUGACGAAUUUAGACCCUAAAUUUGACACUAAUGCAGAGAGAGUACAAAAUAGGGAAGAGUUGUUGGAGAUAUUUAAAAAAGAAUUUUUGAAGAAAACCAAUCAGGAGUGGGCCCAGAUUUUUGAGGGGUCUUUGUUUCCUUUUGCACCGGUUAAUAACAUGAAAGAUACUUUCAAUGACAAGCAUAUUAAGGAUAUUGGAAUAGUCAAGGAAGUAAAACUCCCUACAGACGAUAAAGUCAAAAUCGUUGGACCAGCCGUAACUUAUAGUUAUGCAAAAAAUGAAAUUAGAUCUCCUCCGCCAAAAUUGGGUCAACACACGAUAGAAGUUAUGAAAAAUGUUUUGGAAUAUCCGGAAGAUUCGAUAAAGGCUUUAUUAAAAGAGAAAAUUAUACAAUAGAAUAUGGAAUUUAAUGUAUCAUUCCACUUGCUAGUAUAAAAUAUUUUUUUAUCGACGAGAAAAUUGAAAUUAAAAAAAAAGAAGAAUGUAAAGAUCAAAUUUUAACAGCGCACUCUUAAGGGGAUUCAUUUGAACCCGUUUUUUUUAUUUUCAAGAAUUUCGUGGUUAAAUUUUAAUGUUGGAUGUUAAAGAAGAAUUUAAAUUUUGAUUUAUUCUGAAUUUAAUUUCUGGAGUUUUCAUAUUACAGAAUAUAGUUAUAAAUUUCUUAUACACUUAAGAAGAGAAAAAGUAUUUCUAUUUUUAUAAACUAAAGUUUAACAAUAUAUAGAGAUUUUUAAAAUCUUUUUUUCAUAAAACUGAUGACCUGAUCAAACAGUGAAUACUGCAUUUUUAUAAUUUUAGAACUUUAGAAUCUGUUCUCAGAUAUUUUUAUGUAGAUU